This is a messenger RNA of Zingiber officinale, 1706 nucleotides long. RefSeq names its product AT-hook motif nuclear-localized protein 1-like. Bases 319 to 1467 code for a protein of 382 amino acids. The transcript is spliced from 5 exons. Lineage: Eukaryota; Viridiplantae; Streptophyta; Magnoliopsida; Zingiberales; Zingiberaceae. Gene Ontology annotation, molecular function: minor groove of adenine-thymine-rich DNA binding. The record is from RefSeq and is a predicted model, not a curated record.
UUUAAUUAUUAAAAAAAAAAUUGUUUAUCGAAUUUCUCCUCUUCAAACAACUUCUUCGAUUCUCCCGUCGGAUUAAACUAAAUUAAAUCACUUUUUUUUUCGCACCAUCCGCAAUAAUUUCUUCCCCUCUCGUUGCUUUUUUUUUUCCUUCCACCAUCUGCUUUGCGUUACUUUAAUCGGUAUUUCUUCUGUAUUUUAAUCGCGAAUUCCUCCUUUUUUCUAUAUUUUGAUAAAAAAAAGAGUUGGGAUCCAUGUUGAUGAGCGCCUACAAACCCUAAUCGGAUGGAUUUGGUGCUUCUGUGGUGAGUGAUUUCGUAGAUGGAGGAGUCGGGCGGUGGAGUGGCUUCGCCGGCGGUGGCGCCGGGGGCGAACGGGGAGGUCGUUGGAGCGGCAGCUGAGGAGAAGAUGGAGCAGAAGAAUACUCCUCAGGGUGGCGGCGUGGCGGAAGCUACUAAGAAGGAGAAGCUCGGUCGGGAAGGUGAUGUUGUAGCCAUCGUCGCUUCAGCCGCAGAGGAGAGGAACGGUGGCCAGGGCGGUGGAGCGGCGGAGGUGAGUGGGGUGGCCGGUGCGGCAGCCACUGGGUUCGGCGUGGCAAGCGUAGGGGUGAGGAAGAAGAGGGGCAGGCCGAGGAAGUACGCGCCGGACGGAAGCCUGGCGCGGCCGCUGAACCCAAGGCCGCUCUCGGCGUCGGUUCCAGCGGGAGAGUACACUCCCGCGACGGCGGUCGGGGCGGUGAUGAAGCUGGGUAGAGGCUGGCCGGAGGGCGUAGGGUUCCGCGAGGCACCACAAUUCUCUUUCCAAGUAGAGUCUUCAGGCACAUUGCAAGGUGAAAUGGUAGCUUGUUCUGCUGGUGCAAAUUUCACACCUCACAUUCUUACUGUUGCAUGUGGCGAGGAUAUUACCAUGAAGAUCAUAUCCUUUUCUCAGCAGGGGCCAAAAGCUAUUUGUAUUUUAUCUGCUAAUGGGGUUGUAUCAAAUGUGACUCUUCGUCAACCUGAUUCAUUUGGUGGUACUCUGACCUACGAGGGACGCUUCCAAUUGCUUUCGUUGUCUGGAUCAUUCAUACCAUCAGAAAAUGGAGGGACAAGAAGCAGGUCUGGAGGGAUGAGUGUCUCUUUGGCAAGUGCAGAUGGUCGGGUCAUCGGCGGAGGGAUUGCUGGUUUGCUCGUAGCCGCUAGCCCCGUCCAGGUCAUGGUAGGAAGCUUUUUGCCAAGCUACCGCUUGGAGCAGAAGGUGAAAAAGAACACAAAAGUGGAGAUCGUAUCGCAACCUUUGCCCAUGCUAACCAUCCCUUUCUCCAGCAAGGAAGUGGAAGGGGAUCCUUGUGACUCAAAAGCUCACUCGAGUCCCAAAACUUCCAAAUCAAACCCUACGACUUUGUCUUUCUCCUCCUUCAAGUUAGAAAACUGGCCUGCUCCUCCUCCCUUGCAGUCUGUACCCGGCACACGCAACUCUGUAUUAGCCUAAAAUUUCCUCUCCGAAAUUUUAGAUUUUAUGUGUUGAUGUUCAUCUGUAGCUCACGGCACUGACAAUUUGUAGGCAUUAGAAUAGUUCUCAGAAAGUGUUUUGUGUGUUCUUUUCCUCUGUCUCUUGUGCUAAGUUGCAUGUAUUUGGUCUGCCAUUAGUGGAUGAAUUCUACUUGUUCCUCGCCGCAACUCUGUUUUGAGCUGCGCUAUUUAAAUAUAUCGAAUGAUGGAUUUAAGUUA